Messenger RNA from Cladophialophora bantiana CBS 173.52, 297 nucleotides. RefSeq names its product 40S ribosomal protein S25. Lineage: Eukaryota; Fungi; Ascomycota; Eurotiomycetes; Chaetothyriales; Herpotrichiellaceae. The transcript is spliced from 3 exons. Gene Ontology annotation, cellular component: cytosolic small ribosomal subunit. The record is from RefSeq and is a predicted model, not a curated record. Gene Ontology annotation, molecular function: structural constituent of ribosome. Bases 1 to 297 code for a protein of 98 amino acids.
AUGGCGCCCGCAGCAUCCUCCGGCGGCAAGAAGCAAAAGAAGAAGUGGUCCAAGGGAAAGGUCAAGGAUAAGGCCAACCACGCUGUCGUCCUCGACAAAGCCACCUCCGACAAACUCAACAAGGACGUCCAAUCGUAUCGCCUCAUCACCGUCGCCGUGCUGGUUGACCGAUUGAAGAUCAAUGGCUCGCUCGCGAGAAAGGCGCUUGCGGACCUCGAGGAGAGGGGUGUGAUUAGGAAAGUCGUGGCACACAGCAAGGGCAGCAUUUACACAAGAGCGGCUGCUGGUGGCGAUUAA